CUUUAAUCAAAGUUCGUGCGAGCGAAUCGGGUAGCGCCGGCGAGAUGGCACGCGUCCGAAUCCAGAGAGCCAAUGUUCUUGCUCGGAAACCUACGCCACAAACGCGUUCGAGCGCCGCAUUUAUUGUGCUUCUUUUCCCCACCCACAAAAGGCGUGACUCGAACGAGGGCAUUGUCAACGCACUGAACGACAUCGUGAUCUUACGUCUAUCAUCAGUCUCGUCAUGUCGGACGAUGCCAAAACAGCACUCGAUUUGAAGGCAGAAGGAAACGCGCUCUACAUAAAGCAAGACUACGCCGCAGCGUAUAAGAAAUACUCAGACGCGAUUGCGAUCGAUGACAAGAAUGCUGUUCUAUAUGCAAACCGUGCUGCGUGCUCUGUAGGGCUGAAACGGCUCUCGGAUGCAGUCGCUGAUGCACAAAAGGCAACUGACAUCGACCCAAGCUACGCUAAAGCAUGGGCGCGCUUGGCUACAGCACAAGAUGCUCUAGGACACUUCGAAGACAGCGUGAAAUCUUGGAAAAAGGCACUCGGAGCACUGCCUGCUGAGAACAUGAGCGCUGUUGAAGUCAAACAAAAACAACAUUAUGAAAGCGAACUACAGAACACGGUUGCUCGGACCAAACCUCCAAGUGCCGCAGAUCAACUCGCAGAUCGACUUACCUACACAACUUCGUUGGAUACAACGCCGUGGGCUCGUGCGAAAGCCAUGCUGCCUGAGCUGGAGAGAAGGGCCAGCGAGACGGCGAACAGCAGCGCUUGGGCGAUUUUGGGGGCAGCAACGGAUUGGGAAAGUGGCCUAUCGGGUUUGAAGCAGCUGAAGAAGUUUCAAACUGCAGCCGGACCGGGAAUUGGAGGAAUGACUAAUGUUCUGAGAGAUCUAUCAAAUGCCCUUCUCAGAGACCCUAGAAUCUUCCACAUUGAUAGUCCUACUUUUCUGCAGAUGUACAAUGAUCAAGUGAUGUUCGAGGCACAAAAAGACAGAGCUUGGGUGACUGGGGAUGCACAGGAGAUCAUUGCUGAUGCCCCAGAACGGCAACGUAAGGAGGGUUGGACUCCGGUUCGCAUGGCUAUCACAACGACUGUCCGCGCUUGGAUAAUGCAUGCAUUCGUAAUGUUGAACAUGAAAGACGACGUCGACGGUGCGCUCAAGCUCUAUACGCAAGUUCUUGCGGUGUUACAAUGGGGAAGGCAAGCUUGGCGUGACGUGAAGAAAGACGACAGAGGUGUUAUCUUUGAGGACACGUUUCUCCGGGGUGUCCGUUCUCUAUACAUGGAAGCGCUCAUGACAGCGUGCGAGCGGGCCUCCAGUAGAGAUUCGGAGGAUCUAUUGAACACCCUCCUGGAAGAAGCGCAAGACAUACUGCGUGACACCAGCCCGCUCGAAGCUGCGGUGCCCAAAGGGGAGUCCUAUGACUGUGGGUUCCUUUUAUCUUUCGUAUUCUACCCUAGAGGUCAUGCAUUGUCGAUGGUCGGUUUCUAUCACAAUCGGAUCGCUCGUCAAUUCGGAAUGCGUAAAGAUGCCCCAUCUGCCCAGGAGCAUUUUGCUAAGGCGGCCAACGCAUAUCUCGAGGCUGCGUUGAUGUUCCCUGAGGACGACGAGAUGCAUGCAUGGUUCCUCCAUGUUGGGCUGGAAGCACUAUUCUUGUGCGGUACACCCAUUAGGGAUCUGCUGCCCGUCAUGAAGAGAAUCCGACUAGCCCUCCCCAAAAUGAAGGCAAUAUGGGAGCAUUCUAGCAUGGCCCAGGGCGGAAGGGACAAGGCACUACAAAAGGAUGUAUGGGGUGAGGAGGAUCUUCUCAAGGCGUUGCAGGAAGGCAGGUUCACGCUGGAUGACAUGAUCAUGCCCGAAGCACCGCAACCACGCUAAGUGUGACCUCGCUGCUGCUGCUAGCUUGCUAUCCAGAUAUUGGCUACAUUUCGA
Molecule: messenger RNA, 1924 nt
Organism: Laetiporus sulphureus 93-53
Lineage: Eukaryota; Fungi; Basidiomycota; Agaricomycetes; Polyporales; Laetiporaceae
Product: TPR-like protein
Exons: 12
Coding region: 224-1870 (548 amino acids)
Biological process (GO): post-translational protein targeting to endoplasmic reticulum membrane
Cellular component (GO): membrane; TRC complex
Molecular function (GO): protein binding; molecular adaptor activity
Source: RefSeq, a predicted model, not a curated record